This is a messenger RNA of Cryptotermes secundus, 2579 nucleotides long. RefSeq names its product glucose dehydrogenase [FAD, quinone]. NCBI's taxonomy places the organism in Eukaryota, Metazoa, Arthropoda, Insecta, Blattodea, Kalotermitidae. The record is from RefSeq and is a predicted model, not a curated record. Gene Ontology annotation, molecular function: flavin adenine dinucleotide binding; oxidoreductase activity, acting on CH-OH group of donors. The transcript has 7 exons. The coding region runs from base 355 to 2226 and encodes 623 amino acids.
CACGUGGGGUUCAACAGCGCUCUAAAGCCAUUCAUAACAAUCGGUUCAUGGCCAUAUAUAAAAUACCAUGACUCAAGCUGUUUUUCUCAGGUGUUCUGAAAGAUCUAGUGACAAGAUUAGACACCACGACAUUUCAACAGCACAUUUUUCCGGUUCAAAGUGAUUUGCUGAAGGCAUUUAUCGGCGGAAAUUGAUACAAUAACUCGUCAACUCGAGCAAUAAGCUGUCUCUGCGCAAUUCUUUUACUAAGGAUGCGGUAUAGAAGACAGAAGAAGGCUGGCAAUUUGGGUGUGCAGCUACUCUGAAGAUACUGAAACUUCGCGGAGCCUACAGAAGAACAGUUCUGCUCUGAAGAUGAGUUCUGUUGCGGCACUGCCCCUGGCCCUGGCCGGGUACGCGGCGAACGCUGCUUCCAGCGUUGCGUGGUUCUUCCCCGUGCUAGUGGCUGCCAUCGCGUACUUCCACUACGAACUCCUCGAUCCUGAGUCUCGACCCAUCGACGUGGCCACAGAGCUUCUACAUCCGGAGUAUGAUUUUAUUAUUGUGGGAGCAGGCUCUGCGGGUGCUGUACUCGCCAACAGGUUGACAGAGAUGGAGAACUGGACAGUUCUGCUGCUGGAGGCUGGGGGAGACGAGACAGAAAUCUCAGAUGUUCCUGUACUGGCAGCCUACUUACAGCUCAGCAAACUUGACUGGAAGUACAAGACGGAGCCUCAAGGAACCGCCUGCCUCGGAAUGAAGCAUCACAGGUGCAACUGGCCCAGAGGGAAGGUGAUCGGGGGGUCCAGUGUCCUGAACUACAUGCUGUACGUACGAGGGAACAAGAAGGAUUACGACAUCUGGGAGUCGCUAGGCAACCCAGGCUGGGGCUCCGAGGAAGCUCUCUAUUAUUUUAAGAAGUCGGAAGAUAAUCGCAAUCCCUACCUUGCUAGGACGCCCUACCAUUCUACCGGAGGGUACCUCACGGUGCAAGAAGCGCCGUGGCACACACCACUAGCAGCCACCUUCGUUCAGGCGGGCGUCGAAAUGGGGUACGACAAUCGAGACAUCAACGGAGAGUUCCAAACAGGCUUCAUGAUCGCGCAGGGCACGACGCGACGAGGGACCCGCUGCAGCACGGGGAAGGCUUUCUUGAGGCCAGCACGCCUCAGGAAGAACUUACACGUUGCCAUGGACUCCCACGUGACAAGAGUUCUCAUAGAGCCGGUCACCAAGAUGGCGUUCGGGGUUGAAUUCAGCCGCGAGGGCAAGCUCCACGUAAUCCGUGCCAGAAAAGAGAUCAUCGUUAGCGGGGGAUCCGUGAACUCCCCACAGCUCCUCAUGUUAUCUGGCGUCGGUCCACGUGCACACUUAGAGGAGCUGAAGAUUCCUGUGAUCCAGGACCUGAAAGUAGGCUACAACCUCCAAGACCACAUUGGACUCGGUGGGUUCACCUUCAUGGUAAACCAACCCGUGUCCCUCGUCCAGAGCAGAUACGAGAACGUCCCCUCUGUUCUCAAAUACGCCAUGUUCGGCGACGGUCCUCUCACAGUCCUGGGAGGGGUAGAAGGACUUGCCUUCGUCAGCACCAAAUAUGCGAACGCAUCUGAAGACUUUCCUGAUAUCGAGUUCCAUUUUAUUUCCGGAUCCACCAACUCCGAUGGAGGACGCCAGAUUCGCAAAGCUCACGGCAUCACAGAAUCAUUCUACAACAAAGUUUUCAACCCUAUCAACAACAUGGAUACAUGGAGUGUCAUUCCUGUACUACUGAGGCCAAAAAGUCGUGGAGUAAUCAAACUGAGAAGUAAAAAUCCAUUUGACUAUCCGCUCAUCUAUCCGAAUUAUUUCUUCGAUCCGUACGAUAUGUCAGUUCUUGUAGAAGGUGUUAAAAUCGCUUUGGCCAUGAGUAGAACGCGGUCAUUUCAGAGGUUUGGUAGCAAACUUUACGAAGUCCCUUUCCCAGGCUGCACACACAUAAACAAGUGGACUGAUGCUUACUGGGAGUGCAUGAUCAGAGCAUAUUCAGUGACAAUUUACCACCCUGUAGGAACUUGUAAAAUGGGGCCUUACUGGGACCCUGAUGCUGUUGUUGAUCCAGAACUAAAAGUUUAUGGGAUUAAAGGUCUAAGAGUGAUAGACGCUUCAAUAAUGCCAACACUCGUCAGUGGUAACACAAAUGCACCCGUCAUUAUGGUAGCCGAGAAAGGCGCUGAUUUAAUCAAGGAAUAUUGGAUGAAGAACACAUGAAGGUUUUAGUGCUGAUUAUACAGUAGGCGUCUGACAAGUUUUGGUGCCGAAAGCACUGAGUGGACAUUUGUGCGCGUGUACCACAGUUUCGAAGACAGCCGAGAACCCAUGCGUCCAACUGACGCUUAUAAUACACUGAAACACAAAGAGGACAAAAAUAAAACAACCGUGUACCUACCCGGUAAUGCCAGUCAUUCUGUUCAACAACGGUUGUCUUCACCCUGAAACUACCUGCGUUUCGUGUCACAAAACGCAAGAGCAGAACAGUCUGGCGUGAAAGCUAAUUUCUAAACAUCCUGUGUAAUUUCCUAAAAUGGCCAGUUACACUACUCAACUUAAUAUCAAUAUUAUGU